AUGUCUAUCGACGAACAUUCCUUCCUGAAAUGUUUCGUUGAAUCGGACGAGAAGCUCCUCACAUUUUCCUGGAGAUCUUACGACUACCUCUCUCAGACUGUCCUUAUUGAAAUACAGUCAGACGAGCACGCAACUGCAAUCAGCGCAUUUAGUGCUAUCUUCAGUACCUGGGUACGACCGAUCAAGGAUACUCCUCUGGCAUAUACGGCUUCGAUGAAUGUCUGCGGGGCGUUGAAGGAGAAAAAACCAGAUUUUUCAUGGACAUCGCUUCAUUCUCCCGCUGGUCGAUUGACGAGAUGGCCAAUAUUGGCUGGCGAAGUGGCCUGGUCUGAACCGCGUGAAAAGUUGGUUCGGGAUAUGAGGUUUUGGCUUCAGGAAUCUCGCGGAGAAGUCAAAGUCGCCUUAUCUAUCACCGUGCAUGCUUGUGGUCGGAUAACUGUUGAAAAAUGGGGUAUCGAUGCUGGCGACGAAAAUGCUUCUCCAUUCGUGAUGCAGAAAAUUGAAGUUUUUCGGAAGUCGCCGCUGAGUUGUUCGAGGGUUAUUGGAGAACUUACAAUUAAGUUUGAGGAGGUCUUUGUGCGGGAGAAGAGAGAAACCGAGACCGACUUCACUCUCACCGAGAAGGAUAUGGAAGAAGUAGCAGGACAAAUAUGGACUGUACAGUUCUCGGAGAUGUCUCGGGAAGAUGUUGGAGGCUUGACAUAA
This is a messenger RNA of Penicillium manginii, 705 nucleotides long. RefSeq lists its product as uncharacterized. Lineage: Eukaryota; Fungi; Ascomycota; Eurotiomycetes; Eurotiales; Aspergillaceae. The record is from RefSeq and is a predicted model, not a curated record. The transcript has a single exon. Bases 1 to 705 code for a protein of 234 amino acids.